CCACUUCCCAAGCCCCUUUGGAAGCCUCGACCGACAAAUGGGAUCGUUAGACACACUGGCUAGUGCAGCGGAGAACGGCUCUACAAUACCCGCCACGUUUCCCGGCCACCACAAGUCCCUAAACAAAGACGGGUUCCCCGCCGGAAUUGCGCCGGAAUCGAACGCGAUGAAGAAGCGGAAAGCGUCUUUUCUACCUCUUGAGGUUGGUACUCGUGUCAUGUGUCGUUGGAGGGACGGGAAAUUCCACCCGGUCAAAGUCAUCGAACGGCGAAAAAUGCACACCGGUGGGCCGAAUAAUUACGAGUAUUACGUACAUUACACGGAGUUCAAUCGGAGGCUUGAUGAAUGGGUGAAGCUUGAACAACUUGAUCUCGAUUCUGUAGAGACUGUUGUUGAUGAGAAGGUUGAGGACAAGGUUACAAGCUUGAAAAUGACACGCCACCAGAAGCGGAAGAUUGAUGAGACUCAUGUAGAGGGUCAUGAAGAGCUUGAUGCUGCCAGCUUGCGAGAACAUGAGGAGUUCACAAAAGUGAAAAACAUAGCAACUAUAGAACUUGGAAGAUAUGAGAUUGAGACAUGGUACUUUUCUCCCUUUCCACCAGAAUACAAUGACUGUUUGAAGCUGUACUUCUGUGAGUUUUGCCUCAAUUUCAUGAAGCGCAAAGAACAGCUUCAAAGGCAUAUGAGGAAGUGUGAUCUUAAGCAUCCGCCUGGUGAUGAGAUAUACCGAAGUGGUACAUUGUCAAUGUUCGAAGUUGAUGGCAAAAAGAACAAGGUCUAUGGGCAGAAUCUAUGUUAUUUGGCAAAAUUGUUUCUUGAUCACAAGACUCUUUAUUAUGAUGUUGACCUAUUUCUGUUCUAUAUCUUGUGUGAAUGUGAUGAGCGGGGAUGCCACAUGGUUGGUUAUUUUUCCAAGGAAAAGCAUUCGGAGGAGUCUUAUAAUUUAGCAUGCAUCCUCACCCUUCCUCCUUAUCAAAGGAAAGGCUAUGGAAAAUUUUUAAUUGCCUUCUCUUACGAACUUUCCAAAAAAGAAGGUAAAGUUGGCACACCUGAGAGGCCCCUUUCUGAUCUUGGACUGUUGAGCUACAGAGGAUACUGGACCCGGGUUCUUUUAGACAUCUUGAAGAAGCACAAGGGCAACAUUUCCAUCAAGGAACUUAGUGACAUGACAGCAAUUAAGUCGGAGGAUAUUUUAAGCACCCUUCAGAGCCUAGAACUGAUUCAAUACAGGAAAGGGCAGCAUGUCAUCUGUGCUGAUCCGAAGGUCUUGGAUCGCCAUCUAAAAGCUGCCGGCCGGGGUCUCGAAGUUGAUGUCAGCAAAUUGAUUUGGACCCCUUAUAAAGAACAAAGUUGAUGGCAACAGAGUCAUCCGGAUACUUGCUGCCUCCUAUCUUGACUUGUAACUAACCUCUCUUGUAUAGAAUAUAGGCUUUUAGGGUAUGAAACUGGGAAUUGUCUUGGUGACUUUUUCCUUGCAUUAUCCAUUUUGUGAUUUCCUGUACGUAUGCAUGAACAAAAAAAUUAAUAAUAUAUUCUGACAACACUAGGCUUAGGUUACCGCUGAUUA
Molecule: messenger RNA, 1567 nt
Organism: Juglans microcarpa x Juglans regia
Lineage: Eukaryota; Viridiplantae; Streptophyta; Magnoliopsida; Fagales; Juglandaceae
Product: histone acetyltransferase of the MYST family 1-like
Biological process (GO): regulation of DNA-templated transcription
Molecular function (GO): histone acetyltransferase activity
Source: RefSeq, a predicted model, not a curated record